AUCCUAUUAAUCGUAUAAUCGCUCCGAAACCAUCCAUCAUCACCGUAUUUUGGAAAAAAUAGGGUUUUUGUGGGCAUCUCACCUGCGACUUCAGUUACUCUAGAAGCCUCUUUCCUUCUUCCCCUGAUACCUGUUUGUUGAAGCUAUAUAUACAUUUCGGAACAGCUACUCUAAUUAUACACUUCAACAAUGGCGACUGUUAUGCAGAAAAUCAAAGAUAUCGAAGAUGAGAUGGCCAAGACCCAAAAGAAUAAAGCAACUGCACAUCACUUGGGAUUGUUGAAGGCUAAGCUUGCAAAAUUGCGAAGGGAGCUUCUCACCCCUACAACAAAGGGAGGUGGUGGUGCUGGAGAAGGUUUUGAUGUUACAAAAAGUGGAGAUGCAAGGGUUGGUCUUGUGGGUUUCCCUUCUGUUGGGAAAUCAACGCUAUUAAACAAGUUAACUGGCACUUUUUCAGAGGUUGCUUCAUACGAGUUUACCACUCUCACCUGCAUUCCAGGUGUUAUCACUUAUCGAGGAGCUAAAAUUCAGUUGUUGGAUCUUCCUGGUAUCAUUGAGGGUGCUAAGGAUGGAAAGGGUAGAGGAAGGCAGGUUAUCAGCACUGCUAGGACAUGCAACUGUAUACUGAUUGUGCUGGAUGCCAUAAAGCCAAUAACCCACAAACGUCUGAUAGAAAAAGAGCUCGAAGGGUUUGGCAUAAGGUUAAAUAAGGAGCCCCCAAAUCUGACCUUCAGGAAAAAAGAAAAGGGUGGGAUUAAUUUUACGUCAACGGUUGCUAAUACACAUCUGGACCUCGAAACAGUGAAGGCAAUAUGUAGUGAAUACAGAAUACAUAAUGCUGAUGUGACUCUUAGAUUUGAUGCAACUGCUGAUGAUCUCAUAGAUGUUAUCGAAGGGAGUAGGAUAUAUACGCCUUGCAUCUAUGUUGUCAACAAAAUAGAUCAAAUAACACUUGAAGAGCUUGAGAUAUUGGAUAAACUUCCUCACUACUGUCCCGUCAGUGCUCACUUGGAAUGGAAUCUUGAUGGUCUGCUCGAGAUGAUAUGGGAAUAUCUCAGUUUGACUCGCAUUUACACCAAACCCAAAGGGAUGAAUCCAGACUAUGAGGACCCUGUAAUUCUUUCAUCCAAAAGAAAAACUGUCGAGGAUUUCUGCAAUCGGAUUCACAAGGACAUGCUUAAGCAAUUUAAAUAUGCACUGGUGUGGGGGUCUAGUGCAAAACACAAGCCACAAAGGGUUGGCAAGGAACAUGAGCUUGAAGAUGAGGAUGUUGUGCAGAUCAUAAAGAAAGUGUGAAAGUCAAACGCGACAAAUCUCCUGCUCCAUUUUUGUGAUUGUAUCAUCUUGAAAGCAGGUAUGAUAGCAUACUCGUUAGCGAUGCUGGCACUGCUACCCUUUUGAGUUGCGUAAGUAGCGUGUUAGGUUUAUCGAAUGCUAUGAAUUAUCUCCUUAGCUUUCGUAACGGAUAUUAAUGUGUUGUCUACACUUUAGGACGAAAAGGGCAUAAUUUAGGCAUGCUAGUAUUUCGAUUUACAACUUUUCUUGGCUUUUUUGUACUCUGGGAACUAAAAGUUUCAAGUGAUGUUUGUGGUACAGUGUUGAAUACGUAAGUGAUUGUAUGUCGCAAUGUGUCGAUAUGAUCUAUUUGCACGUUAUUGUU
Messenger RNA from Cynara cardunculus var. scolymus (artichoke), 1660 nucleotides. Its product is annotated as developmentally-regulated G-protein 3. Gene Ontology annotation, molecular function: GTPase activity; GTP binding. The transcript is spliced from 10 exons. Gene Ontology annotation, biological process: cytoplasmic translation. The coding region runs from base 190 to 1296 and encodes 368 amino acids. Gene Ontology annotation, cellular component: cytoplasm. The record is from RefSeq and is a predicted model, not a curated record. Lineage: Eukaryota; Viridiplantae; Streptophyta; Magnoliopsida; Asterales; Asteraceae.